Molecule: messenger RNA, 8339 nt
Organism: Durusdinium trenchii
Lineage: Eukaryota; Dinophyceae; Suessiales; Symbiodiniaceae
Source: the annotation of a GenBank genome assembly
CGUUGUUGCCGCAUGUCCAAUUGGGUUUGGAUGACAAUUUCUUUGCUUGUGGCUUCACAUCUACCAUGGUCAUUGAAGCGCACCGACGCCUUCAGCAAUUGGGGGUAGCAGUCUUGCCUCAGCAGUUUUUUCUCUUCCCGACUUGUGCGAGCCUCCUAACCGAGUUGAAUACUAGUUGCACCGGGUUGCAGCUUUCCGCCUCACAAACCUUCCAAGCUGUAGGGAUAGAAGUGGCCGGAUUGUCCCUACGCGCCGGCAAAUCCAAGUUCUAUAAUGAGUUCUGGAGCAACUUAGCGGCUGGGACUGAUUGCAUCACCGAUUUCACUGACCAAGAGCUCCAGGGCAUGGGAGUUCCAGAAGCAGACUACAGUUCGCCGAUUUUUGUAAGGAGCAAAGGUGUUGUCGACGACUUCGCAUGCUUUGAUGCGACUGCUUUCGAGAUGUCGAAUCAAGAGGCUCAACAUUUGAGCCCAAAUUUUCGAUGCUUCCUCGAGGGUGCAGCCCAUGCAUUGGAAGAUGGUGGCUAUGACCCUUUCUGCUGGGGCCGGCAGAAGAUAGGCGUGUUUGCUGGCAUGGGGGACAACAACUACUUGACUGGAGGUUUCGCUUCUGCCGAAGACACGGUUGUAAGCUUGGGCAACGACAAGGACUUUUUGGCCGGCCGUGUGGCCUACCACUUUGACUUGUGUGGUCCUGCUUUGAAUAUUCAAACGGCCUGCUCCACAGGCUUGGUUGCAGUUCUUGAGGCAAAGGUAAGCAUGGAAAGGGCCAGUUUGGAGGCAGCUUUGGCAGGUGCUGUAUCGUUGGCGCCCUUCAGUCCUGGCUAUGUUGCUGCUGAGGGCUUGCAGUUCUCCCGGCGUGGUCGUUGCCGUGCCUUUGCAGCGGAUGCUGAUGGCAUCGUGGUUGGUCAAGGCGUUGCAGUAGUGCUGCUGAAGGCAAAUGGAGCGGCACAUUGUGCUCUUCGAGGUGGUCUGGUCAAUAGUGACGGCAGAGCCAAAUCUGUCUUCCAACAUCCAUCCCAGCUGUCACAAUCCACUCUCCUUGCAGAGACCUGGCAGCGUAGCCAAGUGGACCCGUGCCAGCUUUCCAUGAUAGAGUGCCAUGGUACAGGAACACGGAUCGGUGAUCCGAUUGAAGUUGGUGCAUUGGCAAGCGCUUUCGGCAAAUUUGGACCGCCAACAGGUUCCAAGGUGAUAGCCUCGGUGAAGAGCAAUGUGGGGCAUGCUGGGGCUGCAGCUGGAGUCAUCGGAUUUAUAAAGACUUGCCUGGCCUUGAAGCACCGUCUCAUUCCUGCAUCGUUGCAUUGCAGGACGUUGAACCCUGACCUUCCCUUGGGCAAGUGUUUUGUUGUGUCGCAGGAAUUGCAAGGCUUCCCCCAAAAGGAGACACCAUGCGCAGCCGUGAGCUCCUUUGGUUUGGGUGGCACAAAUGCACACGCAGUGCUGGAAGCCAUUGGUGAGGCUGCAGAAACUGAAAGUCGUCGGGAACCAACUUCAUUCCGGAGAGAUGUAUUUUGGCAUCCGCAAAUCGAGAAAACCAUAGGAGUGGGCCACGGCUAUCCUUUCUUCAGCUCAGCCCAUCCAGUGCUUGGAGAGGCUCCCUGGGUCAAUGGACAGAAGCUCUACCCUUGCAAGCUGAAUCCUCGUGAUGACCGGGUGGCCUUCCUUUGGCAACAUCAGGUGAACGGAAAAAUUGUUUUCCCAGGGGCUUCUUUCCUUGAACUCUUUCUGGAGGUGGGGCAUCGUCUUGGGUUUUGCGAGAUUUGCUUGCAGGAAGUCGGUUUCGAGAGGCCGCUGGUCCUGAGUCAGGAGAAUUGUGAAUUUUACGUGGCACUCGACAUGGAAUCUGGGGAUGUUGAGAAGGGCAAAGUACGGGCUACAAGUUUGGAUGGACAGACAGUUUUUGCCAGAGCUGUAGUGCAGCGUGGUGCGCCUCUGAAGUCCAUGCCACAUCAUUCUGAGGAGAGAGCAUUUGUUGACGUGCUGGAGGCCUAUCGGAAAGCUUCCUAUGGCCCGGCUUUCCAGACUGUGCAGCACAUGGAAGCUGGAGGGACCACCGCAACUGCAAGACUUGCUGUGCAAGAUGGAGGUUUUCAGCGCCCUGAUUUUCGCUUUGAGCCAACCCUUUUGGAUGGAGCGUUUCAGAUCAUGCUCGGCAAGUCAGCGGGGGAAGUGUGGCCCCGCUCUGUCAAGUCAGUCCACUUCGACAAUGGCGGUGGCAAGGCGUUGCGUGGCGCGGAAGCGAAAGCUGAAUGGUACCACAGCUUGGAGGGAUCGGUGCAGCUUUUUGACGAAGAUCAAUGUGUCCUCCGCCUUGAGUGCUUGCAGUUCAGCCGCAAACCCCGCAAGCCACAAGUCGGUAGACCUGGCCUUGCUUUUCAGGGCACGUGGGAUGAUGCUCCCCUUCCUGGACGGGGUUUUAACGGUGGCAUGGAAACGUCUUGCGUAGCGUUUCAUUCACAAGGAAGGAGCCUGGGCUUGCUGGGAGAGCUGGGCAAAUUGUGUGACGUGAAGCUGGUUGGGUUGGAUAGUGGACUUGUGUUUGAGAAGGAUUUGUUGGAGCUCCCUACCAAUGCCACUCUUCUAUUUUGUGUGAGUUUGGAGUGUGAUGGAUCGGACGACUUGUCCCAGCAGCUUGCGGCGUCCUGCCUUUGCCUUCUGAAUCUUGUGCGCGCACUUUUCCAUGAGAAAGGUCAAAGAAGCCGGUUGCUUGUGCUCACCAGGUGUGCUGCCGAGGUGGCUGAUUCUGCGAUGCCACUUCAUCUUUCACAAUCAGCCUUUGUAGGUCUCAGUAGGGCCAUUCAACGUGAAUGCCCGCAGUUGACUGUCCUUCACAUUGAUUUGGAUGCGAUGGAACCUGCUGAGGACGCCAAAUUGCUGGCGCAGGAGCUUGUGUCGGACACUGAACCAACAGAGCUUUCCAUUGCCUAUCGGAGAAGCCAGCGUUAUGCCUGGAGACUGGGCUUCGCUGACUUGAUGGAGGGGCAAGAGAAUAUGCCCCUGCUUCAGGGGACAUACAUGAUCACUGGCGGCUUGGGUGCCUUGGGGUUGGAGAUUGGAGAGUGGCUAGGCAAGCAAGGAGUCUCUGAACUUAUCCUGGUCAGCCAUCGGGAAAAGCAGUCCAGUUCAGUGCAUGGCAAGCUUCGCAACAUGGACCAGCUCAACUGCAAGGUGUCCAUUGAGCUCAGGAAUGUUUCCCAGCGAGACCGUGUCGAUGAGCUUUUCAACAAAGUUGGCAGUCGGCUGACUGGCAUUGUCCAUGCGGCUGGCGUUCUGUGUGAUCAAAGAUUGUUUGAUGUGAGCAUAAGCACCUUCAACAGUGUCUUUGACCCCAAGGCAGUGGGGGGAUACUUGCUUCAUGCUGCUUCUCGGUUGCGCAAGCCUCAGCUUGAACAUUUUGUGCUCAUGUCCUCAACUUCCUCUGUUCUUGGUUCUAUUGGUCAAGCUUCGUAUGCGGCUGCAAAUAGCUUUUUGGAUGGCCUUUCGGCGAAGCGACGCCAAGAGGGCCUUGUUGCGCUCAGCAUCAAUUGGGGUCCAUGGGCCGAAGUUGGCAUGGCCGCAAAGUCAAAGUUGUUGCCUGGCAUACAACACCUGCCAGUGCAAGAUGCGUUGGAGGCUUUGGGUCAGGUGCUUCAGUUGCCUCUUCCCCAAGUCGUGGUUGCGGAUUUGGACCAGCGGAUGCUGUCAUCCAAGGUUGCUUGGGCUGAGCGCUUCAAAAGCCACCACAAAACAAAGGUGAUCCUUGAUGACGCGCAUGCCUUGCGGUCGUUUCUGGUGGCAACUGUGAAGGAGAUGACAGGUGCGUGUGAAGUGGACACAACGACGAGCUUUGCUGACCUUGGGGUUGAUUCACUGCACAUCAUUUUGCUGGUGCACAAAAUCCGAGACGAAAUGAUGUUGACAGUCCAGCAGCUGGAUGAGACCACUUUGUAUGACAGCAAGUAUUCCACCAUUGAUGGGCUCACGACAUAUUGCCUGCAAGUUGGCCAGCAGUCCGUGGUGGCUCAGUCCGUGGCUUGUCCCACACCGCAAAGUACCUCUUGUUUUGUGCAGGCUGUUUCGUGCGAGUACCCUCGAGGACUCACAGACAUGCGAACUCUUUUUGAUUUCCUCAUGUCUGAAAAGGAUGCAGUUUCUGAAGUUCCAGUGUCGCGGUGGGACAUUGAUUCAUACUAUUCAGAGGAAAAGCAGCCUGGUUUCUUGUACACCAGACAUGGUUCCUUUCUUGCUCGGAAUCCGUUUGCCUUUGAUGCGAAAUAUUUUGGCCUGGCCCCACGAGAAGUGAAAUACAUGGACCCGCAGCAACGUCUACUUCUUGAGACCGCGGAGCAGGUUAUGGUCACUACAUCAGGCAGUUUGGCCGAACGGGUCAGAUCUGGACCUUCUGAGACAGGAGUCUUUGUCGUUUCCAUGACCCGUGACUUUGGCGAUCAGCUGUGCCUACACCAGGUGCCACACGACCAAUAUGCCGGUAGUGGAAAUUGUCCAAGUGUUCUUGCAGGAAGAAUUGCAGACCGCCUUAAUCUGGAGGGGCCAGCGAUGACAUUGGCGACCGCGUGCUCUUCCUCCCUUGUAGCGUUGAACGUGGCUCGUUUGCAUCUCCAGACACAAUGCUCAACUGCGUUGGUAGGUGGUGUGAAUUUGAUGCUGGCUCCUGAUGUGACGAUCAACUGCUGCCAAGCCGAAAUGCUCUCACGCUUUGGUCGCUGCCGGAGCUUUGAUCAAGCUGCGGAUGGCUACGUCCGUGGCGAGGGUUGUGGCAUGUCCUUUCUCGGUGGUGACUCCGGCUUCCGAGUGCUGGGGUCUUAUGUCAACCACGAUGGCAAAGGACAAGGCUUGACAGUUCCGAAUCCUGGUGCCCAGACGAAAGUGAUUCAUCAAUCGAUGCGCUGCGCGAUGCUGGGGCCCAUGGAGAUUGACCUUCUGGAAGCACAUGGGACUGGAACCUCUUUGGGUGACCCUGUGGAAGUUCGAGGCCUUCGCACCGUCUUCAAGGACAAGAUGCCGAGCUUGCUACUGAGCACAGCCAAAAGCACAUUUGGUCACCUUGAGGCUGCAGCAGGAGCUUUGGGCCUGCACAAGGCCAUUGCUUGCCUUGCGACGAAUGCAGUGCCGAGAAACAUUUGGCUUGAGACUUUGAACCCUUUGGUGGCAGAGCUUCAGGAGGGUUGGUUGCAGGUGGUGGCUGAAAGCACGCAAGCGUCUUUGUCACUAUGUGGUGUAAGUAGCUUUGGCUUCAGUGGCACCAACGCCCAUGCAAUCGUGGCAGCAUCAGUAUCAGAGCUUCUACCCUCCAAACCAUUCACUUUUCAACGGCGAGAUCAUCCAUGGGCUUGGCCAGGUCGUUCGCCUCACAUGUCAGCCGCAACCAGCGUAAGCAGAGCUCAGGAAGUUGCUUACUCGCUAGAAUGGGAGAUGAGUGUGCCUGAACAAGGCUCGCCCGACAAGCAGCACAAGAACCUCAUUCUGAGCAAUUGGGACGAUCGGUUCAUGCUGUCGCUUGAAUCCGGAAAUGUCCAGGCUUGCUGGAAUUGCCCCGUCGGAUUUCUGGAUCAUGAUGGACACAUUAAAGAAGUGCAUCUUGACCAGCCCAAAAGCCUCCAGGUUCUUAUCAGAGAAGAAGCUCACGGGGUAGCGCGGGUCAUCAUUUGUGCGCAGACGCACGUAGAACCGCUUCCAAAGCCAGACCUGUUGUCCUUGGCCUGCUGCUUGCACUUGUUGCAAGCGCUCAUGGAAGCCAAAAAGGCCAUUCCAGUGGUCGUAGUCACAGCAGCUGCUGCAUUGGUCAGCAAGUCUCAAGACACAGUGAAUUUGUCGCAAGCUCCUUUGUUGGGCUUUGUACGAGCUGCCGCAGUGGAGUAUCCUGGACAUCCUUUUCUUGUAGAUGUUCCACUUGGAGAGCAGCUGGAUUUGUCCAAUUUGACAUGGCAAUGGCCAUGGCAAGCUCUGCGGGAUAGAACUUCACUCCACCAGGUGCUCGUGAAAGCCGCGAAGGAGUCUGCAGCUUUGGAUGUGACGGGCAAGACCUUUGCGGUGAGUGGUGGCUUUGGCUCCCUGGGCUUCGAAGCCACUUGCUGGUUGGCCGAGCAAAAGGUGAAGCGUUUGCUGAUCCUCAGCCGCUCUGCUGAGAACCAUGAGGAGAAGUUGCAGCAUCUGAGGAGCCAGUACCCUGACACUGAAGUCUUGGCAAGGAAAUGCAACGUUACUCAGGAAGAAGAGGUUAGAGACUCGCUUCGCUUGCUGAAUAGCUUGAUCCAUGGAAUGGUGCACUGUGCAGGUUCGGCUACCCAAGUCGGGCUGCUAGGGACAUUGAGGCAAGCUGAUUUCAAUAACUUGCAAGAAUCUGGUGCGUAUGGAUCUUGGACUUUGCAUGCAGUGACGGAGAAGUUCAACCUAGAGCAUUUUGUGCUCUUCUCAUCCUCUGCCUCAGUUCUGCCUAUGGAAGGACAGUCGAGCUAUGCAGCGCAGAAUGCCUUUCUUGAUCAGUUGGCGGAAUUUCGUCGGCUUGGUGGCCAAGCUGCCUCAGUCAUCAACUUUGGCCUUUGGGGUCAGGUUGGGAUCGGAACUGACCAAGCCUUCAGGAAGAGGCUUACCCCUGGCAUUGGAGUGUUGGACACAGUAGAUGCCUUGGAAGUUCUAAAGCUUGCGAUGAGAAGAGGGGUUCCUCGCCUCAUUGCGAUGCCUGUUGACUGGAAGGCUUUGAUGCCGCAUUUGGAUUGGAGCGUGAAAGCUUUCGCCAGUAAGUUUGUCAAAGCCAAGAUUGUGUUGCAGGAGUCUGCCCCAGGAUUCUCAUGCUCGCGCCCUUCCAAAGCUGACGCUAGUCAGAUGAUCCGCUCCGCAAUUUCGAGGGUGCUAGAAACAGGUUUGAAAGAUGUGGCUGAUGAUGAGGACUUGGACUCGCUGGGCUUUGAUAGCCUCAUGUUUGAGCAGUUGAGGAGGAUCAUCAACGAAGAGUUAGGUGAGCAAGUUGUGUCCGCCGCGUCGCUACUCCAACACAGGACCAUCCGGGGAUUGGCUGGGCAGAUUGCAGGUCCAGUGUGUGAACAUGCUGACGAGAAUGGCGAUGAAGACGUUGUGGAGUAUAUGCAGCAACAACAGCGACUUCAGUCAGCACGCCUGAAGACCUUGCGCAAAGGAAACCCAGAAGCGAAGUCUAUGCCGCUGAUCUUCAUCCAUACCAUCAUGGGCAACAGUUUCUUGUAUCAAUCUUUGGCAGGAGAGUUGCCUGAGUAUCAUAUUGUGGCGAUCGAUGACCCCAACUUUGGGGAUCCUGAUCAUCACUUCAAAACGCUGGAAAGCAUGGCGUGGUGCUAUGCCAGUCUCAUCUUGGAGCAAAGCGAGAUCUGUGAACCGUACCAGGUGGCAGGGCUUUCAUUUGGAGGAGCUGUUGCCUUGGAAGUGUGCCAGCAACUGGUGCGCCGAGGUAAGAAAGCCACUGCCAUCAUGCUUGACACUGUUUGUCCCCAACCAGGCCAUUUGAAGCUGCCGGAUGCGACAGUGGUGCCAGAGAAGCACGUUAUGGGCAAGCUUAGAGAAGACUUGGACCAAUUCUACCAGAUCGAGCUUCGUAACAAUGAACGCAUUCUGAACGACUACGAUGCAAAGCAGCAUGGACAGCAAUGUGCGCCCAUGUUGCGGGUGGUUUUGUUGAAAGCUCAAGGCCUCGAUGGCACUAGUCGGGCGCUGAGGGGCUUGGAGGACCUACAAAAUGGCUGGGGAUGGCUGCAUCCAGAGAUGUACAGUGUGCCUGGGUCACAUUUCACCAUUUGUGAGCCUGGCUAUGCAGAGCGGACAUCUGCCGCGAUCCGGUUCGUCCUGGGUGGAAAGCCAGUGAAAUUGUCAAGUCUCUCUGACCUUUGGUUUCACGCAGUUCGUCACGGUGAUAGCUUUCUGUACACCAGAUUGCUGAAGCAUCCAGAGUUUGCAGAGUGCUGGAUCCAUGAUGAAGCAGCAGCUCACCACAUGACUGCUCUCCAGAUGGCAGCAGAAAAUGAUGACGUUUUCCUGGCAAAACUUCUAUUGACCAAGGGUGCCCGGAUGACUUCCAACGGCAAACAUGCUGUAGAUUCUGCUCUCAAUGCAGCAAGCUUUCGGACCUUCAGCCUUCUGAGCCUUCUAAGCCAGCGUACGGAAAGCUCUACAGAGUUGGUGUUGGAUGACUUUGGUGAUAGAGAAAACAAAAAGCAAUUGGAGAUCUUCUCGAGGCCGGUUGGGGCUGCCGAGCGGAGAGGGCAACCUUGGCUGCGAACGCUCAAGGCCAUGAAUGCCUCAGGCGACUCGACUCGCCACCAUGAGGGCCCAAUGGGUGAGCAGCUACACUUGCUCCAGCAGUACAGUUGA